CUGCGACCAGCGACCUGCGUGCUCCGUCUCCACCAGUCCUCCCUCUGCUCCGACCUGGCGACCAUAGACUGGCUGCGUUCUCCGUCUCCACUCUGCGUUACAUUUCGUCUUCAAUUCCAAGUUACCGGCGGCGCCAACUAUGCGGAAUGCAACUAAUAGGAAUAGCAAUCCUGAGGGCUCAGAGGUUCUGUGGAGCAUUACGUCGAACAUUUGUCAUGGCAUCGCCCGACCCCAAAUUUCAUCUUCGUUUCAGUUUCUGCACGCAAGUACCAACUUCAUCCCUGGAUUCGGGAUCAGAGAAUGAGCAUAUUGUAGCGGAAGAAGAUGCAGGAGUAAAUAGCUUGAGUUCGAGGGUAGAAAAACUGCCCAGAGGGGAGCCGAUUGGGUCAGCCUUCCAGAGCUGGAUGGGCGAUGGCUUCUCCAUUCACAGAGGCCAUAUCUUCCAUACUAUCAACCGUUUGCGCAGGCUCAAUUCCACCAAACGCGCUCUUGAGGUGAUGGAAUGGGUAAUUAGGGAGAGGCCAUACAGGCCCAAGGAAUUAGAUUAUUCGUAUUUACUGGAAUUCACUUCUAGGCUUCACGGAGUGUCGCAGGCUGAGAGUCUGUUCUGUCGAAUUCCCUCUGAAUUCCAGAAUGAGUUGCUCUACAACAAUCUUGUGCUUGUGUGUCUGGAAAGAGGGCUGAUAAGGCUUUCACUAGCAUAUAUGAAGAAAAUGAGGGAGCUUGGUCAUCAGAUAUCACAUUUGGUGUUUAAUCGCCUUAUCAUUCUACACUCGUCCCCUGGUCGAAGAAAGUCGGUUCCAAAAAUCUUAAUUCAGAUGAAAGCUGACAAGGUCACUCCGCAUGUUUCCACCUUCAAUAUUCUGUUAAAGAUUGAAGCUAAUGAGCACAAUAUUGAAGGUUUGGUCAAAGUGUGUAAUGAUAUGAAGAGAGCUAAAGUCCAACCAAAUGAGGUAACCUACUGCAUUUUAGCCACUGCCCAUGCUGUGGCAAGGUUGUAUACAGUGUGUGAGGCUUAUGUUGAAGCUGUUGAGAAGUCUGCAACUGGGAAAAACUGGUCAACAUUGGACAUUCUUGUUAUAUUGUAUGGACAUCUGGGGAAGCAGAAGGAACUGGAGAGGACUUGGGGCAUUACCCGAGAACUUCCUCAUGUUAAGUCUAAGAGUUACAUGUUGGCUAUUGAAGCGUUUGGGAGGAUUGGAGAUCUAAAUCGGGCUGAAGGUCUGUGGUUGGAAAUGAAAUUAGAAAAGGGUUUGAAAUCAAUUGAGCAGUUCAACUCAAUGAUAGCUGUGUAUUGCAAGCAUGGUCUAGUAACCAAAGCAACUGGGCUGUAUAAAGAGAUGGAGGCAUGUGGGUUGAAAGCAAAUUCUAUAACUUUCCGACAUCUUGCUUUGGGUUGCUUAAAAGCAGGAGGGUUAGUAAAGGAAGCUAUGAAAACUCUGGACCUGGGGAUGGAUAUGACAACAAGCAUAAAGGUGAAACGAUCAAUUCCAUGGUUAGAAACUACCCUUUCAAUAAUUGAAAUUUUGGCAGAUAAUGGUGAGCUUAAAAUGGUUGAGAAGUUGUUUGAAGAAUUGAAGAAAGCAAAAUAUACCAGGUACACGUUUGUGUAUAAUGCAUUGAUUAAGUCAUAUGUGAAGGCAAAAGUAUAUGACCCAAAUCUUCUCAAAAGGAUGGUGUUAGGAGGGGCCAGGCCAGAUUCUGAGACUUACAGUUUACUGAAGCUCAUUGAGCAAUUUCAAGCAUGAUCCCAAACUGGAUGCUUUUUAGGCUUUCCCUUGAGAAUACAUUAAUGCUUUCUGUGCUGCUUUGGCUACAGGGAUUUUUAUUUGUUCCUAGAUAUGGAUCAGAGCUAGUCUGGAUUUUUUAGGAAAAAGAAAAUGAUAAACUAUACGAACAGGAGUUGUUUGCUUCACUCAGGGAAUUGGGAAGUGAAACAAUGCAUGGAAGUAUAGAACAAGGAGUAGAUGCAUUCAGUACUUUUUCACCAGAUGGAUGUUUCUCCUCCAACACAUCAUUCAAUAAUGUGUAUGAUUUUCUUUCUCUUCCCUUCUUUAUAAUGAUUGCUUUACUCAAUGAGAGAUUUAUGUUGAUACAUUUUGUGCUCCAUCUUUUUCUUGAGUUGUUUUUAACUCCAUCACUUGGUAAAUUCUUGAAUCUCGUCUAAUACCUCUCCUAGCCCUCCUGUCUUUUGAAAGGAAAGACUUGAUAAGUUGCCUAUAAGGUUAUCAAGAUUUCUUUCCACUUUCAAAUUGUUACAUAAAUUAUAAAUUUGGCUUGCCUAGUCCUCAUGUCCUCACAGUCAUUACUUGAGGGUUUUUUACUAACAAUAAAAAGCAAGGGUGGAUUUUUUAGUGUUGGGGGAUGGGGUUUUAUUUGAGGGUUUUUAUUCCUGCAACGGGUGUUUUGUUUGGCAGAGAAAAAAAGGGUGUGAGAACGCUCCACACCCACCAGGCGCGUUUCGAAAACGUGCACCGUGGGUGCAUAAGUGUGGCCGCCAACUGGUAGCCAUUUUGAUUUAAUUUCAAUUGCUGUUGCUAGCAACGACAAUUUUGGUCCCAGACGUCCUUUUCCAGCCUUCUAUGAUUGGAAUGGAAGCUGCUGGCAUUCAUGAAACUACAUAUAUACAACUCAAUCAUGAAGUCAGGAAGGAUCUUUAUGGAAAUAUUGUCCUUAGCGGUGGCACGUACCACCAUGUUACCUGGUAUUGCAGAUAGAAAGGAAAUCACUGCCCUAGCCCCAAGCAGUAUGAAAAUCAAGGUCGUUGCUCCACCUGAAAGGAAGUACAGCGUCUGGAUAGGAGGCUCCCAUUCAUUUUGGCAUCUCGAUCUGAUCUGAGUACUUUCCAGCAGGUGAGCUAGCUAGCUCAUGCAAAUUUCAAUUGUCUUCCAUUUCCGUUGUUGUUAGAUCAGAUUUUAUUUCGAGUACUAAAGACAGGCAGAAGAGUAUGACGAAUCCCUCCAUUGUCCACGUACAGAAAGUGUAUGUUUCUAAUUGUAUUGUUCGAUCGAGCUGGGAAUUUUAAUUAUCUUUUUUCUCCAUUAUUCAUUUCAUGUCCAUGUUAUUUGCUACUCGUAUUAGAUUAGAACAACUUAACGGUCGAAGAAGGUUUAGAAAUGGUAGGAAAAAUAUCCAGAUUCUGGAUAUGAUGUUACUUUUUUCUUUUUCAUGUCCGGUUGUUAGCAGAAAGAAUCUCUUGUUAAAAGAGGGGACACAUAUUCAGCAAAAUUAAAUUACAAAAACUGUUAUUGAUGAUA
Ipomoea triloba (trilobed morning glory) is the source of this 3257-nucleotide messenger RNA. RefSeq names its product pentatricopeptide repeat-containing protein At1g07590, mitochondrial-like. Gene Ontology annotation, molecular function: protein binding. The record is from RefSeq and is a predicted model, not a curated record. The coding region runs from base 147 to 1748 and encodes 533 amino acids. Gene Ontology annotation, cellular component: mitochondrion. Lineage: Eukaryota; Viridiplantae; Streptophyta; Magnoliopsida; Solanales; Convolvulaceae. The transcript has 2 exons.